Messenger RNA from Diaporthe batatas, 1568 nucleotides. RefSeq lists its product as uncharacterized. Bases 738 to 1085 code for a protein of 115 amino acids. Gene Ontology annotation, molecular function: zinc ion binding; nucleic acid binding. The record is from RefSeq and is a predicted model, not a curated record. NCBI's taxonomy places the organism in Eukaryota, Fungi, Ascomycota, Sordariomycetes, Diaporthales, Diaporthaceae. The transcript has 3 exons.
GUGGCCCAUCCGACGCCCCAGAACCUGGAGAGCCUGUGGAGGAGCGCGCUUUUUUUGGGAAGCUCGUGUGGGUCUUGCGACUGCCACUGGGGCCGCGACGCCUCGGUCUACGAGAUUCCGCCUCGGCUAAGAAAGGCGUUAAGCCCGCGGGCUCGACGACAACCUCGUUUUUCGGCCCAAGGCCGACUCGGGUCGUGGCCACAAUGCGCCCGCGACCGCCGUUCUUCAUCUCUGAUACAUGGCUCCAAAUCCUCGCGUCGCCAUCAGGGGCAAUGCUCCCUGUUGCGACUGACUGGUUGCCGGAAUUUAUGCGGAAUCCUCUCAUGCGCAGCGCAACCCUGCCGGCGUGGUUACCAUCUACGGAUUAAUGGUGCAAGUUUUCGGCGGGUACUCCCAGAGCCUACUGCUGGCAUUGACAUUGGUUGCGAGGCAAGUAAACAUGACGUUGGGAUAUGGCGACGACGCGAAUGCUGUUGUCUCGGAGAUAGACCAGAAAGACUAGAUACUGUGUAGUUGGAGAGAAGGGUGGUGCGCCUGGUUGCACCACCCUGUCCUUUUAGCCCAAAAAUUGGCCGUCUCGGGAAUUUUCAACUCACUCUCAUCAAAACUUUCUCACACCGUACGGUCAAAUCGCAUGUGAAAACGUCACGCCCACAAGGCCAUCCCAAGCAUCCCAUACCCAACACACAACCAGACCUGACACCCAGAACCCACCCCGAGCCCCCAGGUCAAUCAAAAUGGGUGUCGAGAACAAGCGGACGCUGACAAAGACCCGCCGGUACAGGAGGGACAUCGACCAGAUCAAGGCCGACCUGCUGUCGCCCAAGCACCUGAAGCAGUACAAGGACACCAAGCUCGUCGAGGACCUGCCCGCCCUGGGCAGGCACUACUGCGUCGAGUGCGCCAAGUGGUACGAGGCCGAGUCCGCCCUGGUCGCCCACAGGCGUGGCAAGCCUCACAAGCGGAGGGUCAAGCAGCUGAAGGAGGAGCCCUACACGCAGAAGGAGGCUGAGGCCGCCACGGGGCUGUGGACUGACAACAAGGGCCCCGCCAAGCCCAAGACCGACGACGUCGACAUGUCGUGAGCGAGCGCGGAUUGGACGGGUGGUUACUUACCUACUAUACCUGCUGGGCCCAUCUCCUGGUCUUCCGCUCCCCGGGCUCGGCAAACUAGCCCCACGACAACUGCUCCGCGAUGGGAGAGCGAGGGCAUCGCCACGGUCAAAGGCGGCGAAACCUGGGCAUGGCUCCACGGUGGGAUCGACGCACAUCAGGGCCAGCGUCUCGAGGACAGUUGGGAUCUUACCGAUGAGCUGAACUGUAAGGUGGAAGAACGAACUCUGGUCAUCCAGCCCUGAGGACCUGCUCCUGGCAUCCUGGGCGCGGAGCUAGCCGGUAUCCUGUCAUCACAGCCCCAAAGGAUCGUCGACAGGAGGCAAAGCGAGCCGAGAAUGGCCUUGACGAUGGUCACACGGUCUGGUCGCUGUCACAAGGAGGAGGUAGACGCCGCUUGAGAGCAGGACGUGCGUCGGUAAUACAGGAUCAAUUCAAGACAAGUCGGUCGUGUG